AUGAUGGAUAUGAAAAAAGAAAAAGAUUUAGAGGACGUUGUUCCGUCUAACAGUUAUGAUACUCACCAUAAUCCCCCUCAGAACCAUGACGAUGUGUUUGGAGAAAUCACUGACUCCGGCCCCAACUACCGAAAUGUAGGAUGGGCAGGAACAGUAAUUCUCAUGAUGAAGAGCCAGAUCGGCCUCGGUGUCCUUUCAAUUCCAGCCGCUUUUGACACAUUAGGACUCGUACCAGGUGUCAUUUGUCUACUCGUCGUUGCAAUCAUUACAACAUGGUCCGACUAUAUGGUCGGCGUGUUCAAGCUGAACCAUCGUUCAGUAUACGGUAUCGACGAUGCAGGUUUCUUGAUGUUUGGUGUGAUCGGCCGUGAAGUUUUCGGCUUUGUAUUCUGUUUAUAUUGGAUUUUCGUCGCCGGCUCAGGAAUGCUCGGUCUAUCAAUUGCCCUCAACUCCGUCUCAACCCAUGCCACAUGCACAGCUGUCUAUGUUGCCGUUGCAGCCGUGGCAGGAAUCACCUUCGCUAGUAUUCGCACGCUCGGAAAAAUUAGUUGGCUCGCGUGGAUCGGACUAGUUUGCAUUCUGAUCGCAAUCUUCAUUGUCACCAUCGCUGUCGGCGUUCAGGAUCGCCCCGUCUUAGCCCCGCAAGAGGGACCUUGGAAAUCCGACUACAAGGUCUUUGCCACUCCCACAUUCAGUGAAGCCAUCACUGCCGUUGCAUCGAUUGUCUUCGCCUACGCCGGCACACCCGCUUUCUUCUCUAUCGUAUCCGAGAUGCGCGACCCCAUCUACUAUACUCGCUCAUUGAUUAUCUGCCAAAGCACCGUCACUGCUGUCUAUAUUACCAUCGGUGUUGUAGUCUACUACUACUGCGGUUCAUAUGUAGCCUCGCCUGCUCUUGGAUCUGCUGGUGACACUAUGAAGAAAAUCAGUUAUGGCUUUGCCAUUCCAGGUCUUCUGGUUACUGUGAUGCUGUUCAUUCACCUUCCCGCAAAGUUCAUCUUCGUUCGCGCCCUUCGAGGCUCCAAGCACCUCGCCUCCAACAGCAUGGUGCACUGGGGUUCGUGGGUAGGCUGCACCGCAGGAGUCGGUCUGAUUUCCUACAUCAUCGCAAGCGCCAUUCCCGUAUUCGACAGCCUUGUGUCGCUUAUCGGUGCUUUGCUUGGCACAUUCAUGUGUUUCCAGCCCAUGGGCUGCAUGUGGCUGUACGAUAACUGGAGCAAGGGCAAGGUCCACCGCUCCCCGAGAUGGAUGGCUAUGGUUUGCUGGAGCGUCUUCGUUAUUGUUAUUGGUACUUUCAUGAUGGUCGCUGGUACAUAUGGAUCUGUUGUCAGCAUUAUUGACAGUUAUGCGGCGGACGGCGGUUCGUCUGCUUGGUCUUGUGCAGAUAACUCAAAUUCGACAUAG
Messenger RNA from Penicillium vulpinum, 1404 nucleotides. RefSeq lists its product as uncharacterized. Gene Ontology annotation, cellular component: vacuolar membrane. The transcript is spliced from 5 exons. Lineage: Eukaryota; Fungi; Ascomycota; Eurotiomycetes; Eurotiales; Aspergillaceae. Gene Ontology annotation, molecular function: amino acid transmembrane transporter activity. The coding region runs from base 1 to 1404 and encodes 467 amino acids. The record is from RefSeq and is a predicted model, not a curated record. Gene Ontology annotation, biological process: amino acid transmembrane transport.